GCUAGGUUAUUCACCCGGAAGAGCACGGUAUUCAUCUUCCAGCUGACUGGGAUGGAUCGAUAAAUCAACAUAAGAGAUAACUAGCAUCCACCCUUUUAGCAGAGUACAUGGGCGAAGUGAAUAAAUUGAGGAUUUCUCCUUUAUAAUUUGCAUUAAAUUCCCCUUGAAGGCGAUUGAACCAGACAUCACGAUUGAUGAAAAUCAUUCUCCUUUGCAGGUGUCUCAGGCAGGGUGGAUCCAGCUAGCUGGGACUGAUGACCAGUUGUCUGACAAGAAGAUUAGAAGAUCGAUUUCCAGACUCUAGGAGGAACCAUGGCUAAUAAGGUGAAAUGGGUGACCGACAUUGAGAAAUCCGUACUCAUCAACAACUUUGAGAAGAGAGGAUGGACUCAGGUCACAGAGAGCGAGGACUGGAACUUCUACUGGAUGAGCGUCCAGACCAUCCGGAACGUGUUCAGUGUGGACACGGGUUACCGUCUCUCGGACGAGCAGAUGGUCAACCACUUCCCCAACCACUACGAGCUGACCAGGAAGGACCUGAUGAUCAAGAACAUCAAACGCUACCGCAAAGAUAUGGAGAAGGAGGGAAGCCCUCUGGCCGAGAAAGACGAAAACGGGAAAUACCUUUAUUUAGACUUUGUUCCGGUGACUUUCAUGCUUCCGGCGGAUUAUAAUCUGUUUGUGGAGGAGUUCCGUAAGAGUCCUUCCAGCACGUGGAUAAUGAAGCCGUGUGGGAAGGCUCAGGGAAAGGGCAUUUUCCUCAUCAACAAACUUUCCCAGAUCAAGAAGUGGUCCCGAGACAGCCGUACCUCCACGUUUGUAGCGGCCUCAAGUGGCAAGGAGGCCUAUGUCAUCUCUCUGUACAUCGACAACCCACUGCUGAUCGGAGGCAAGAAGUUUGACCUGCGUCUCUAUGUGUUGGUUACCACCUAUCGACCUCUCAAGUGUUACAUGUAUAAACUGGGUUUCUGCCGGUUUUGCACAGUGAAGUACACCCCCAGCACUAGUGAACUGGACAACAUGUUUGUGCACCUGACCAAUGUGGCCAUUCAGAGACAUGGGGAUGACUAUAACCAUGUCCACGGUGGGAAGUGGACGGUCAGUAACCUGCGUCUGUACCUGGAGAGCACCAGGGGGAAGGAGGUGACCAGCCGACUGUUUGACCAGAUCCACUGGAUUAUGGUGCAGUCCCUAAAGGCUGUCGCUCCCGUCAUGAACAAUGAUAAACAUUGCUUUGAGUGUUAUGGAUAUGACAUCAUCAUCGAUGACAAGCUGAAGCCAUGGCUUAUUGAGGUCAACGCUUCUCCGUCGCUCACCUCCAGCACAGCCAACGACCGGAUCCUGAAGUACAAUCUGAUCAAUGACACUCUCAACAUCGUCACACCCAACGGGGACAUUCCCGACUGCCGCUGGAACCGCAGCCCACCCCGAGAGGCCCUGGGCAACUACCAAGUCCUGUACGACGAGGAGCAGGCGCUGAGCGAGAAUGCAGAACGUGACCUACGGAGUCGCUCAGGCCAGUCGCUGGGGUCUAAGGGAAUGGCAAAGGGGGGCACCGGGCCUCGCCCAGCUGCCGCCACCUGGAAGUGAGGUGGUAAUGUCCAACGCCUCACUGUGCCUCACUGUCCCUUCACUGACCUCUCACUGACCUCUCGUUGCUCUUCCUGUGUCAUUCAUGGGGGAAAGGGGGUCGCGGGCAAGGGACGACCCAGACAGAGGAAUGGAAGGAUGACAGGGAGGGAGAGGACCCAGUAAGCUCUGAGGACCCUGCCAUGCAUCACAAGCAAGGACACGUGUGUGUCAGUAAAGAAAGGGUCACACACACUCACGUUUAGCAGAAGCUCUGUAUAAUACACCAAAUAAUAGUAUUUAUCAACCUUUUAUAUAGCAAUGGGAAGGGGACGUUCUCAGAUGACUGUUAGAGGAUUUCAAUCAAUGCACCUGUUUGAAUAAUGUUUACAUAUAUUGUUGUGGAAUUGUUUUACUUGGAUGUUUUUUAUGUUUUCAAGCAGAAUAUUUGCUAGUUUAAGACACAUUGACGUGUGUAAUUAUUCUGUUCAUGUCUGAAAACCGACAGGUUUCACCUCUUUAUUUUGAAAUGUAUGACCCGAAAAGCAUUUGCUAUUUGUUGACUGUAUAAAACAUAGUGUAAUGGACAAUGCUAACAACAAACAAAAGUAAGACUGGAAAGUGAGCUUUGAAGCGUUUGCUUUUCAAGCCACUGGAGUAGGCUAUAAAGUGUAUAAUGCUACAGUAUGCAUAGGACAGUCAAUGUAUUGGAAUUACUUUUACAAAACUGAGAGACUUGUUCAAUGUUUGGUUAUACAACUUUACUUUUGAGUUGUUACUCAUAAGUUCACCUUUGGGAUAAAGAAAUGCUAUUACAGUUAAAUAUCUGGAUAUAAAGUGAUGAGGUCAGCUCUUCAAACGUUGAAGUACCUUUAAUGUUGUGUUGUGGAUGACAUUGACAUGCCAACAAAUAUUUUCCUGUGGUGUGACCUUGGAGGGGUGACCUCGAAACCAGGGUUGCAUCCCAAAGGGCACCCUAUUACCUAUGGGCCCUGGUUAAAAGUAGUGCACUAUAUAGGGAAUAGGGUGCCAUUUGAGACACUGACCAGCACACCCUUGGUCUGCCUGUGUGUUUAAGAUAAUCCCAUACUGGUCACAGUGUGUGGUCACCUCGAGCGGUUGGCAUACAAGAGACUAAAGCUGAAGUGGCUACUGAGCUACAACAGACUGAACCAUUCUGAUUGUGUGAAAGUGAACAUGAUGUAAUAACCCAUAGAGUAUCUUUAUUCAUUUGUUAUAUACAGUACCAUACAUCCCACCCCACCUCACUGUGGUCCCCAGAGUUGUUAAAGGGAUAGUUCACCCAAAGGAAACCAAUAUGUCAUUUUGUAAUUUGGGUGAAUUAUCACUUUAACAGUCACCAUUAGGUUUUGCCUUUAAUGAUUUGGCCUUUUUUUGUAUAGAAGACUGUACCAUGUUUUAUUUAUACUAAUAUGGUGCUGCUGCCUUUGUCUUACAGAUGGUUUUAGUACACAAUGAAAUAUACUGUUACAUUAAAAUAACGUAUUUUGAUGUACUUUUGACACUAUUUGGUUAUGCAUUUCAUGUCAUCCUUUUACCCGCAUUCUUUGUUACAUACAGGUAGCUGCAAUUAUAUUUUUUUAUGUACAUGUACUGAAUAUAGGAAUUAAUAACAUGCAAUGUUUUUGGUUUUUAAAUGUAUUAAUAAUUCCUGGUGCCUCAAAUGUCUGCAUGUAAUAAAUCCAAUUAAACAAUG
Molecule: messenger RNA, 3286 nt
Organism: Salmo salar (Atlantic salmon)
Lineage: Eukaryota; Metazoa; Chordata; Actinopteri; Salmoniformes; Salmonidae
Product: polyglutamylase complex subunit TTLL1
Biological process (GO): protein polyglutamylation; microtubule cytoskeleton organization
Cellular component (GO): ciliary basal body
Molecular function (GO): tubulin-glutamic acid ligase activity; tubulin binding
Source: RefSeq, a predicted model, not a curated record